UCGCGACGUUCAAAAUGGAGAUGCCGCGUAUCCAAAAAACAAACUGAAUUGUAACUGGGUUUAACUGAAAGAAAGGACUAACUUUUUGAAUAAAUUUGAAAAUAUGUGUUAUCAGUGAUACGUGAAUAAUAGUAUAUAAAAAUGAACAAUCAAAAGAUGGGUUCAAUUGUUCUGAGGUCGCUAUCGAUUUUGCUGGGUUUGUUUUUCAUUUUUGUGGGUUUGAUUAAAAUAUCUAGUGUGCUUUCAAAGGAUUUACACAAAGAUCUGAGAAAGGAAUACGUGAAAUAUGCCAAAGUAUUCCCAUUCUCCGAAAUGAUGGAUUUCAAGAUCCCAUCAAAAUGGUAUAGACGGACGGUUGGGGCUCUGGAGAUGAUAUGUGGCGCUGCAAUGGCAUUCAUUCCAAAUCAUAAAAUAAAAAAUGCCUCCAACAUUAUCCUCCUCCUACUAACCCUGAUGGCGGUCUACUCCCAUUACAUGGUGGCGGACAAGCUAGAAAGAACGGCACCAGCUCUAGUUUUUCUAUUCAUGCUCAGCGGGCGAUUGGUGGUUUAUUUCCAACUACAGAGGAGGGAAGAGGAUCACAUGGAACCAACUGUCAACGGCAUGAAACAGGAGUAAACGAAAAUAACUAGAAAUAGGCAAUUUUUGUUAUAAGAAAAGACAAAGGAUGCGGAAAGUUGAUAAAAUGAAAAAGUGAUGGAAAUUCGUGUUUUCAAAUGAAGUACUGGGAUGCGACCACAAGUUAUGAAUAUUUUCAAUGUGAUAUAUUAUUUUUCCUGAUGAAAAGUUUCAUUAAAAUAUUUGGCGAAAACUAAUGCGAUACUGAAUAAUAGUGAGAGCUGGUAUUACUCUUUGAGUCUACAUUUAUAUUUGUAACUUAAUCUUAUGCUGACUCAGUAAUCACAGUCGCCAUUCUGUUUUUUUUGUGUGAAUCGAAGUGUAUCAGAAAGUAAAGACCGAUAGAAAACAUCUUAGCAAAAACUGAAAUAUGCUCGACCAACUUCAUAAACAAUAUUACCGAAUUAUGAUAUCUUUUUGAUACCCCCUAUAAAAGUAAAAUCAGGAAAGAAAAAUGAAUGAUCUUAGUGUAACUAA
Leptinotarsa decemlineata (Colorado potato beetle) is the source of this 1095-nucleotide messenger RNA. RefSeq names its product novel acetylcholine receptor chaperone. The record is from RefSeq and is a predicted model, not a curated record. Gene Ontology annotation, biological process: chaperone-mediated protein complex assembly; positive regulation of protein localization to cell surface. NCBI's taxonomy places the organism in Eukaryota, Metazoa, Arthropoda, Insecta, Coleoptera, Chrysomelidae. Gene Ontology annotation, cellular component: endoplasmic reticulum.